This is a messenger RNA of Puccinia triticina, 237 nucleotides long. RefSeq lists its product as uncharacterized. The record is from RefSeq and is a predicted model, not a curated record. NCBI's taxonomy places the organism in Eukaryota, Fungi, Basidiomycota, Pucciniomycetes, Pucciniales, Pucciniaceae. The transcript has 2 exons. Bases 1 to 237 code for a protein of 78 amino acids.
AUGCCAAGCAUAUUCCGGGUGAAGCUUGUUGCGCCGCACGAGAAUGCUCAACGGAGCGCCGACGCUUCCUCGUGCGAAGACGCCCGCAGAAUGGCGUGGAAGUGGUGUACAUUAGGUUUUGGGUCCCACAAGUCAGCCGGUGGGCUCGAACUCGCUCGGAGGGUAUAUAAACCGCCCCUCUCCAGCACCUCUUCGCUUUUCCUCAUGACCAAACUCUUCAGGAUCUAUUUACAGUAG